This is a messenger RNA of Cercospora beticola, 1706 nucleotides long. RefSeq names its product mannose-1-phosphate guanylyltransferase (gene PSA1). Gene Ontology annotation, molecular function: mannose-1-phosphate guanylyltransferase (GTP) activity; GTP binding. NCBI's taxonomy places the organism in Eukaryota, Fungi, Ascomycota, Dothideomycetes, Mycosphaerellales, Mycosphaerellaceae. Gene Ontology annotation, cellular component: cytoplasm. The record is from RefSeq and is a predicted model, not a curated record. Gene Ontology annotation, biological process: GDP-mannose biosynthetic process.
UCGGCACUAGCACAGAAGGCGAGACCCUGGAGCUCGAAUACCUGGGGAGGAACUUACGUGUUCAAGAGAAAGUUAUUUCACCGACUCCUUCGUCACAAACACCGCCAGUACUACUGCCCAGACGUCGCCAUUGGAUCUUGUACUCCAUCGCAAGGUCGCUAUCCUUCGCUCGAACCGACACGUCACACCGAAAGGCGCAUAGAUCCCCGCAGAGCAGCUGGUUCCUGCGACUAACCCCAGAGCCGAAUCAUCGACCACUACAGACGACAUGGGUCUCAAAGCAUUGAUCCUCGUCGGAGGCUUUGGUACGCGUCUGCGACCAUUGACCCUCACCCUCCCGAAGCCCCUUGUCGAGUUCGGCAACCGCCCUAUGAUUCUCCACCAGAUCGAGGCUCUCGCAGCAGCCGGCGUUACCGAUAUUGUGCUCGCAGUAAACUACCGACCUGAGAUGAUGACGGCAGCGCUGAAGAAGUACGAGGAACAAUACGGUGUCAAGAUUGAAUACUCGGUGGAGACUGAGCCUUUGGGCACGGCGGGUCCGCUCAAGCUUGCGGAGCGCAUUCUCGGAAAGGGCGAUGAACCAUUCUUCGUUCUCAACUCCGAUGUCAUCUGCGAGUAUCCAUUCCAAGAGCUUGCUGACGCACACAAGGCACAUGGUGGGGAGGGUACCAUUAUUGUGACCAAGGUGGAGGAGCCAUCGAAAUACGGUGUGGUUGUUCACAAGCCCGACCACCCUACACGCAUUGAUCGCUUCGUCGAGAAGCCUGUCGAGUUCGUCGGCAACCGAAUCAACGCCGGUCUCUACAUCCUCAACCCGUCGGUGUUGAAGCGCAUUGAACUGCGACCCACAUCGAUCGAGCAGGAGACGUUCCCAGAAAUGGUCAAAGAGGGGCAACUGCACUCAUUCGACCUGGAAGGCUUCUGGAUGGACGUGGGUCAGCCGAAGGACUUCCUCUCCGGUACUUGCCUCUACCUGUCUUCCCUCACCAAGAAGGGCAGCAAGCUCCUCACGUCGCCAUCGGAGCCAUUCGUCCACAGCGGAAAUGUCAUGAUCGACCCCUCCGCCAAGAUUGGCAACAACUGCAAGAUCGGACCCAACGUGGUCAUUGGACCCAAUGUGGUGAUUGGCGACGGUGUGCGGAUACAACGCUCAGUGCUGCUGGCUGGCAGCAAGGUCAAGGAGCAUGCGUGGAUCAAGAGCACUAUCGUGGGCUGGAACAGCACCAUCGGCAGAUGGGCACGCAUGGAGAACGUCUCGGUGCUUGGCGACGAUGUGUCGAUUGGCGAUGAGAUCUACUGCAAUGGCGCUUCGGUGCUUCCACACAAGAGCAUCAAGGCGAACGUCGAGACUCCCGCGAUUAUCAUGUAAGGUACAUGGACUUGCGUCCUUCUUCUUCGACUUUUGGUCAUGCCGCUUUGGCGAAGUGCCGGCUCUUCGCUCUGAUAUAUCCCACAAGGGAAAAUGCAUUGGUCCAGGCUAGAGGAGGCAUAUACAUGGCGAGGACACAGAGGCGUUUGCGGCGUAGUCGGCGCCCCCGGACGCCACGCUCGGUGGCUCGAUGUGUGACAUUGGCACAUUGCAGCCCGAUGUGGCUACCCGUCCUUGUAUUGGAGGGGUGGCGAGUCGUCCAAUGGCGAUGGAUGAAAAUGCGAGCAUGAUGAAUGCAUACUUAAUUUAUUACGCAUGUUUGCGAUGCUUGACUGGG